Molecule: messenger RNA, 738 nt
Organism: Mesorhabditis belari
Lineage: Eukaryota; Metazoa; Nematoda; Chromadorea; Rhabditida; Rhabditidae
Source: the annotation of a GenBank genome assembly
AUGUUUUAUGCUUGUUUGGCGACUUUGAUUUGUCUCAUUGUUGGCGUCACGGGUAUCGUCCUCAGCCUUAUCGAUAUUGAGAGAUUCAAUUUCGGACUUUAUUUGGCGUUGUUAUCGGUGGUCGGCUCAACAGUUUCGAUCGCUUUCUGGAUCAUUUCACCGACGAUUUGUGGAAAUCCCCGUUGUGUACAAGGAGUUGUUGAUAGAUACGGCUACAAACUUGAUCCGAUUCGGAACUUCACGCGACGACAUUUCGGACAAACGAGAGAAAGUCGUCGAAAAAAGCUGGCCCGGCGUCGGAAACCGAGCGAAUACGACCCACCAGAGCCAGUACUCGAGAAGCGCUACCGAAAGAAGAGAUCAAAAAGGAGUAGACAAGGGACAGCCGAUGAUUCGGCUAUUGUUGCUUCCCUGCUCUCCCAGGAUCGAACAGGACUCAACGACUCUGAAGAGGGUCUACAAACCUCUUCCAGUGGAUAUCAUUCGCCGAAUCAGACGGUGACAAGACCGAGCGACGGGGAUGUCGAACCACCGCCAAAAUUCAUCGAGAGGAUUGUCGAUGAGACCGUGCAACAGGAGAUGCCGAUACUUCGCCCGCCGGAGCAAUCAAAAAUCGCCCAAUCCAGAUCGUAUUCGGCUAUUCUGAACCUGGGAAAUGAUUUCUCAAGGUCUCGGAGUGAUUUCACGUUUCGAAGUGACCCAGAUAAACCCAGUGAUUCGACUGACUUUUUUAGUAGG